Molecule: messenger RNA, 1494 nt
Organism: Amyelois transitella
Lineage: Eukaryota; Metazoa; Arthropoda; Insecta; Lepidoptera; Pyralidae
Exons: 10
Coding region: 1-1494 (497 amino acids)
Biological process (GO): G protein-coupled receptor signaling pathway
Cellular component (GO): membrane
Molecular function (GO): G protein-coupled receptor activity; peptide binding
Source: RefSeq, a predicted model, not a curated record
AUGUCGGCAGCAGGUUCUGCGGUCGCCAUGAUCGGGGCGAAUCUCCGCUUCGGCUCCGCCGGCGCCAGCAACUCGUCCAUACUGAACAACACUCGGCAUUGUCCGCCAGGAGGCGCCGCCAGCGCCGCCGCCCUGCUAGCACUGUCCGGACUGGGCAUGUCCGCCAACUUGGCCCUCAUGACGGUCAUACUGAGCAAGAAGCAGCUAAGAAGGUGGUCUCACGGGCUGCUGUUCCAUCAGGCAGUGGUGGACUGCGCCCGCGCAGCCAUACUACUGCCGUUGGGUAUCGCAGUGUUCCGCUGCCAGCCGGUGUACAAAUGUUCCUUGGUGGAGACCGCUUUCCUUUUACUAGUAACAGUGUCGACAGUGAACAUGCUCACGACAGUACUGAACGACAGUCCUAUAUUCCCGGAAAAUGAGGAGGAACAAGCUGAUUUAUCUGCCCCGUUACUGAUGGAUAGCCCGCAGUGUGUCCUAUUCGGUACAUUUAUGAUAUGGUUCGCAUCGAUCACGAUCAACCUUGGACCUACAUUCCUGUCCGGGGCUUUAGCGGCCAGUGCCGGCUCCUAUGGGUCUUAUGGGCCUUCUCCAUCAUGUCCCCUCGUCAGGGGACCAUUCAGACAUUACGUCCUCAACGCUUUAUGGAUCGGCGUCAAUGCGGUAUGCGUCGGUCUCACGUUAUUCCAUUUGAAGAAACUUCACCGAGAUUUGACCAAGGCUAACGUAGAAGCAGUUCGAGUAGCAGGUUUAGUGACAACCCUUGUGAGCAUGGCAGGUGACAACAGGCGAAUGGACUCUCUGCCCAACAGCGUUGGACCCAGGACUGUAGAUGGCGCAUUAUCAGAUGGCCAUAGUCGUCCAAGUGGUAGCGGUAACUUGCCGCUCGGAGGCGGUCGCCGGCUGCGAGGAUAUUUGGCCAGAGUGGAACGAGAGGGAGUCAGGAGGGUCAGGAUGUUCCUGGUCAUCACAGCAGCCUAUGUUCUCUUUUGGGGACCAUUAUUUAUUAUAACAUUGCUACAUCACCCAGCUCUGACGUCGCAUAUAGCUUAUGAGAUGUACUUCCAAAUCACUCUUCAUAUCUCAUACGUCCACGCCGCGGUGAAUCCACUGCUGUUCAUGGCGUUACACCGCGCGUUACGGCGGGCAGCUCUGCAACUGUGCUGCGGGUGUUGUGUGCAUUGGAGCCAAUUUGUUUUGGCAUUGACGGCGGCUGCUCAGUCGCCUCUAGCGCCGUCGUCAUUCUCACCAGCAGCCGCAUCUCCAGAGCCCCCUCCGGCACCACCGCCGCCCAUGGCCCCACCGGCCCCUUCGGUCCCAGCCCCGCCUGGCCCACCAACGCCUCACACGAUGAUGAGUUGGGAAGUUGAGGACUGUGAUGCUGAGAGUAUGUCGAGUGCGCGUGUGCAGGGAGACGAGGAUUUGAUGGCCGAGUCGUGGGGCAGCGGCGUGCGCCGGCCACCGAGGUCGCCAAGCCCGCUCCUGCCCGUCAUCUGA